GUUCUUUCCUUAGAGGGGGGUGAGGGCAAUGCGUCAUUGCUGUUCCACGUGGUGAAAUGCUUUGCGGCCGCUCUUCUCUGUCCUUUUCAUCGCCAUUUUUUCUUCAGCAAGAUGCCGAAGAUAGUGUGUAGUAAAACCUGCACAACUCCACGGCGUCCCUUUGAGAAGGAGCGCCUGAAUCAAGAGUUAAAGAUUAUAGGAGAGUAUGGACUUCGCAACAAACGUGAAGUUUGGCGUGUAAAGUACACCCUGGCGAAGAUUCGUAAGGCUGCCCGUGAGUUACUAACUCUGGAGGAGAAAGACCCUCGAAGGUUGUUCGAAGGCAACGCUCUUUUGCGUCGUCUCGUUCGUAUUGGCGUGCUUGAUGAGAGCCGAAUGAAGCUCGAUUACGUUUUGGGUUUGAGGAUUGAAGAUUUCUUGGAGAGACGCCUUCAGACACAAGUAUUUAAGCUUGGUUUGGCUAAGAGCAUUCACCAUGCUCGAGUGUUGAUCCGGCAAAGGCACAUACGGUGAGCGUUUGAUCUUGAUUUUAUUCCCUGUUCAUGCCAGUAUUAGAUUUAAAAUGGAAUGUGAUAAACGAGAGAUGUAUGUAGGUGGACUGACAGUGAUAUGCAGUGUUGGCAUGAUUACUGUAAGCUCAUUUGAUCUGUUAUCAGACAACACACUGUCAAGACAUUGAAACGCUGUCAGUGUACUGUUUGGAGAUCAUUUAGCGUAGCAACUGUCUUUUCACUGCCUUUAUCUAAACUGCAGAAUACCCGGCCACUUCACUAUGAAGAAAAGGAAAUCUCCUUUGUGUUGACCUUUUUCUCCAAAGUGUUCCAUCACAUGUGAAAAAGUAGCCCGUAAGCAAGCUCUCCAUGUGAGGGAUAUCUUGAAAAGUAGAUGUGUGAGAGGCACGCGAGGGAGGACAUGAAAGCAGGGUGCGGAGGAGAGAAAGGCUUUCCUUGGCCCCUCGCGGCUUCGCUGCUUGCUUGCUCGCCCUUGCGCUGCUGGCUUCGCUUGCCCAAAUAGGAGAGCUUGCUCACAGGCUAGUAAAACAGGGGCCUGGAGUGGCAGGAGAUAACUAAGUAACAUCAAGGUUUUUGGGACACGUUGAUGUGACUUAAGUUUAUUUUGUUAACCAGUUCCAGGGCUGUCAUUAAUCUGGGAGAAAUUUGAUCAUUGGAUUUAUUGGCAUUUCAAUAUCUGGCUGCCUCAUAGCUUCGCCAUCUACUAAAUAGAAAAAUUAGUAAGAGCCUUAAUGUUUACUGACAGCGUUACCCUGUCAAUAAGCAAAUGUAAGGGGUACUAAAACUGGCCAGUUUUCCUCUUUCGUAAAAGGUCUUUCAUUACCCAAAAAGUAUUUUAUCCUAAUACAUGAGCAAGUGGUACUUAGAGUCUCCUGAUGGUCUGUGGGAAUUAUUACUCUCCGCUCUUUUAGUGCAGAUUAUACUACCUAAGAUCUGAAACAUCAUCACAGUUGUGACCUCACAUGGGAAAACCUUUGAAACUGUUUUAAUGCUUUCGAUAUCCUUUUAACAUUUUUGAUAUCCGUUUUCCUCCCACUUCUCAGUAGUCUGUUUUACCUGUUGACAGACUGCUGUAGUUUUUAUUUUUGUCAACAUCAGAUGGACUUCGGACAGAAACUUACUUUUUUGUGAUUGGAAAACGGAUGCCCUUACCAGAGUGACUUUUUAAUUUAAUGGUUCUGUCAUAACAUAAGCAAUUUCUGCUUUGACCAGUGGACACUGUUGUUCUGGGGAAUAAUCAACUAACUGUGUAGUACAAGAUACAAGCCCUAGGAUUUCAAAUCCCAUGGAUAACAAUUUUUUCGGUUCUGUGCCCAGAGAUCAUGGGAAACCAUCUGUAACAAUUUUUUGGUUCCGUGAAAAUUCAUGCACAGAAACAUGUUGUUAAACAUACUUUAAAGUUAAAGAACAUCAGUGUGUACUAUUAUUUACAAAAAACUUCAUUGUCUAUUAAAAUGUCAGAAGAAGGCCAGUGUUAAAUGUGUCUGCAUCUAAGUGUGAAAAAGUCCAGACUCGUUUUCUAUCCAACUGAAGAAGUAUACUCACUUGAAAUGUUUGCUACAGAUCUUGUGUUUUCAUAAAGAGAUUUGGCCUUGUCAUCAGUUUCAACUGUGAAAUUGUCACUAAAAGACCACCUUAUAAAUGUUUUAAAACUUUUGGAGUUACAUUUUUUAUCUUGGCACUGGUAGCUAUAUCAUUCGCUGUUGUUAACUGUAAAACAUCUUUCAUGCAUUGGUUAUCAGUAAAGUGCAAUGCGCUUUGGGAACGAUUCAAGAUGGUGGAUGAUAGAAAAAUGGUAUCGUUUUUUAAAAUUUUGUAUAUAUACAAGGUGAUUCAUAAAGAAUUGCUUUACCAGUUAAGAAUCUGAGUGGAAAAAUAGUACAUUUGUGUAUUUGAUCCCUCAGUCUAAAUAUAUCGGGAUAUGUCACUGGGAAACUAUUUUUCGGUUCCAUUAUUUUAAGUUCAGGGUAACAACACGGUACUGGAAACGAUUGUUACCAUGAAAUCCUAGGACUUGAAGAUAGUCAAUAAUACAUGUAAUUGACGUUUCAAUAAUAAACUCAAGAGGAGUUUUCUAUUCUUUUUCUUUUUACCAUUCAGUGUUCGCAAACAGCUUGUGAAUGUACCAUCAUACAUUGUACGUCUGGACUCUCAGAAGCACAUUGACUUCUCCCUGAAUUCACCUUAUGGUGGAGGGCGUCCUGGCCGUGUGAAGAGAAAGAAUAUGAGGAAGGGCCAGGGAGGUGGUUCUGAUGGUGAGGAAGAGGAUGAAGAUUAG
Porites lobata is the source of this 2790-nucleotide messenger RNA. The record is from the annotation of a GenBank genome assembly. NCBI's taxonomy places the organism in Eukaryota, Metazoa, Cnidaria, Anthozoa, Scleractinia, Poritidae.